Molecule: messenger RNA, 189 nt
Organism: Plasmopara halstedii
Lineage: Eukaryota; Oomycota; Peronosporomycetes; Peronosporales; Peronosporaceae
Exons: 2
Coding region: 1-189 (62 amino acids)
Source: RefSeq, a predicted model, not a curated record
AUGGUAUUGAUUGUUUGGAAGGAAAGCAGCGGAUCUGUUCGUAACGUUGAGGAAAGCUUGGAAGGCAAGACUGGUUGCUUUCAAAAAGACAGUUUUGCGCCAGACCUAUCAAACUUUUUUUUCUCAGAACAUAUCCCAUUUUUCGAUAUACCGCGAUCUCCGGAAUUUGACCAUGAUCAAAACAAAUAG